AUGGUCACCAACAUCGAGGUCCGGCUCCUGCUGUUUAAGGACGUCGCGAGCUUCAUCCAACCACAGCCCACCGUCGAGGAGGAGCGCAUGGCGACCUGGCGCCGCUUGAUGGGCAUCACCUCGGAGUUAUACCAGGAAUCCAUCGACCAACAGCUGCGUUUGCCCCGCACGGGCCUUGUCGGUAGCUACUUCAACGGCCGAGUCGCGGUCAUGUAA
This is a messenger RNA of Phytomonas sp. Hart1, 216 nucleotides long. The record is from the annotation of a GenBank genome assembly. NCBI's taxonomy places the organism in Eukaryota, Euglenozoa, Kinetoplastea, Trypanosomatida, Trypanosomatidae.